AAGUGUACAUCAGGCCAGUAUAUGCUGCUUACUCACACUCCUGCUACGUUUCUUACGCAGCAGCACCACCUUGAGAGGAGCGCAGAUCAGCGGCACAGCGAGACAGCAGGAUUACCAGCGAAACAGCCGGAUUUGUUUUAUUUCUUGAUUUGAACAAUGGCAGCCAGAAAGAAGACUUUAUUGUCCAUCCAGGAGGCAUUGGAAAUGGUAUUUGAGGACUCUCCGUCGGAAGAUAGUGAUCUUAUCACGCAUCGAGGGGACAGUAAUGACUCCGAUUAUGAAGUUCCACCAACGGAAAGUGAGGAAGACGAUAAUGAAAUGGCUUCUGGAUCACAGCCAUCAACGUCUGCGUCCAAGCUACAACGCCAAUCAAAGCAGCAUUCAGAGCCAGCCACACCUAAAUUACGACGCCGGGCAUCUGCUUCAGUAGUAAUUCAGCCUGCCUCUGCAUCUUCUGAUGAAGAUGCACCAUUUGAGCCACCGUGCAAAAGAAAAGGAAAGAGAAAAGCAUCCAAAAAAGCUGUAGCACCCAGCAAGCGUGGCCGAGGUGCGUCUUCCAGAACGACAGAGGAAGAACCCAAGUGGCACAGCAAAGAGGAGAAUGACAUAUGUCCAGAGCCAUUGAGGUUCAUGCCAGCCAGGAUCCCAGGGCCUACGUUUGACACCACAGCAUUAUGGUCUCCCCUCUCCCUCUUCAGACUAUUUUUUUCCAAUACCGUGAUUAAUAGAAUUGAGACAAUCCCUUUUUUUUUCUUUCAAAUAAACGUAGCUCUGUAGCUCUCUAUACCUGAAUGCAUGUUCGUGUUCCCCAACCUGCUCUGCAAUAUUCCCACAGUUAUCCUCUUUCAUGUAUUCAAAGCAGAUCAAACUGCUGCUCCCUGGGAGGAAUGUGUCAUGGGAUCUGCAUGGAGGCUCUAUCCUGUGCUAAUGGUAGCAGCUGCUCUGAGAGGCCUAUUUGUGAUCACUUCAUGUGAGUCACUGAGUGCUCUUCAAAUGUAUUGGCUAUAGCAACACAACAGCACAGCUUCAGGUGAGUUGAUGCUGUGAAUGUGCGCUGGAAAAGAUAUUCUUUAUUAUUCUGCAACAGAAGGAUUAAAGCAGCUGAUUUCCAAAGCUGGAUCUCAGAAGCUCUUGAAUUUAAACUUUAUUAAUUGAUUGUGUUUGUGUGAAUUGUUGGAUACAAAGGAGCUUUAUUAUAUCUCAAGGUAAUCAGCUUCCUGUCACAAAGUCUACCUUGAUCCCUUGAUAAAUUCACUAAAUGCUUUCAAGUCGCCUAA
This is a messenger RNA of Trematomus bernacchii (emerald rockcod), 1277 nucleotides long. RefSeq lists its product as uncharacterized. Bases 157 to 777 code for a protein of 206 amino acids. NCBI's taxonomy places the organism in Eukaryota, Metazoa, Chordata, Actinopteri, Perciformes, Nototheniidae. The record is from RefSeq and is a predicted model, not a curated record. The transcript has 2 exons.